AUGAAUGAUGAACCAAUUGGUUCAAAUAGUGACUCUAAAAAUGAUUUUGAGGUUGAGGCUAUAAAAGACCAUAAUAUAAUGUCUUCUGAAAUCUUGAAUAAUAUAAUUGAACAAUUGAAAGAAGAAAUCAAAAAUGAUAAAUAUAGUAAGGUUAAGAAGGCUCACCUCUACACAAUGCUGUCUUAUUUAUAUCUUGUAAAACAUGGCCAACAAAGAGUUGAAGCAAGCAUCAUUGUAGCGGAAGCAGCUGAAAAAG
This is a messenger RNA of Racocetra fulgida, 256 nucleotides long. The record is from the annotation of a GenBank genome assembly. NCBI's taxonomy places the organism in Eukaryota, Fungi, Glomeromycota, Glomeromycetes, Diversisporales, Gigasporaceae.